AUGAGCUCCGACAACCAGGUUGUCAUUAAAACGAGUUUGAAACUGAAGAAAGGUAACAUCUUCAAGAAGAAGAAGAAAGUUGAUCUCCGUGAAAUCGAUUUGACGAUCAAGAAGGAAGAUGAGGGACGAAAGAAAACAGCGGCCGAGUUAGCAUUUGAGAAGCGUCAGAAGGAAACGGCAUUCGAAAGAUUAUCCAAAAAGGCGGCCAUCAGUCACAGGGAGAAGGUGGAGCAGUUCAACAAGCAGAUGGAGGAACUGACCGAGUUCAACGACAUCCCCAAAGUCUCUUGGACCAAGUAA
Bursaphelenchus okinawaensis is the source of this 300-nucleotide messenger RNA. NCBI's taxonomy places the organism in Eukaryota, Metazoa, Nematoda, Chromadorea, Rhabditida, Aphelenchoididae. The record is from the annotation of a GenBank genome assembly.